This is a messenger RNA of Gracilinanus agilis (Agile Gracile Mouse Opossum), 3165 nucleotides long. RefSeq names its product phosphoglucomutase 5 (gene PGM5). The record is from RefSeq and is a predicted model, not a curated record. Gene Ontology annotation, molecular function: phosphoglucomutase activity; magnesium ion binding. NCBI's taxonomy places the organism in Eukaryota, Metazoa, Chordata, Mammalia, Didelphimorphia, Didelphidae. Gene Ontology annotation, biological process: carbohydrate metabolic process; striated muscle tissue development; myofibril assembly. Bases 1 to 1704 code for a protein of 567 amino acids. Gene Ontology annotation, cellular component: cell-substrate junction; sarcolemma; cytosol. The transcript is spliced from 11 exons.
AUGGAGGGGAGCCCCAUCCCGGUGCUGACCGUACAAACCGCACCCUAUGAAGACCAGAAGCCGACUGGGGGCGGGGGGUUGCGCCGACCCACCGGCCUCUUCGAGAGCCAGCGCAACUACCUGCCCAACUUCGUGCAGAGCGUCCUGUCAUCCAUCGACCUCCGCGACCGCCAGGGUUGCACCAUGGUAGUGGGCAGCGACGGAAGGUACUUCAGCAAGGCUGCCACCGAGAUUGUGGUCCAGAUGGCAGCGGCCAACGGGAUUGGUCGGCUGAUCAUUGGCCAGAAUGGCAUCUUGUCCACACCUGCUGUUUCAUGUAUUAUCAGGAAGAUCAAAGCAGCUGGUGGAAUCAUUCUUACUGCCAGUCAUUGCCCCGGAGGACCAGGGGGAGAGUUUGGAGUCAAGUUUAACGUUUCGAAUGGAGGUCCUGCACCAGAUGUGGUUUCAGAUAAGAUCUACCAGAUCAGCAGAACCAUCGAGGAGUACGCCAUCUGUCCAGAUCUCCGAAUUGACUUAUCUCGACUGGGAAGACAAGAAUUUGAUCUGGAGAACAAGUUCAAACCCUUCAGAGUGGAGAUAGUGGAUCCAGUGGACAUCUAUCUCAACCUCCUUCGGACCAUCUUUGACUUCAAUGCCAUUAAGAGUUUGCUGACUGGACCUAAUCAACUAAAAAUCCGGGUGGAUGCCAUGCAUGGAGUUAUGGGACCCUAUGUAAGGAAAAUCCUGUGUGAUGAGCUAGGGGCCCCAGCAAAUUCUGCAAUAAACUGUGUCCCUCUGGAGGACUUUGGAGGACAGCACCCUGACCCAAACCUAACAUAUGCAACCACCCUUCUGGAGGCAAUGAAAGGAGGAGAAUAUGGUUUUGGAGCUGCAUUCGAUGCUGAUGGGGACCGUUACAUGAUCCUAGGCCAAAAUGGCUUCUUUGUGAGUCCCUCUGAUUCACUGGCCAUCAUUGCUGCCAAUCUCCCUUGCAUUCCAUAUUUUCGUCAGAUGGGAGUUCGGGGAUUUGGGAGGAGUAUGCCAACAAGUACAGCUUUGGAUAGGGUGGCCAAGUCAUUGAAAGUCCCUGUAUAUGAGACCCCAGCAGGUUGGAGAUUUUUCUCAAAUUUGAUGGACUCAGGAAGGUGUUCUCUGUGUGGGGAAGAGAGCUUUGGUACAGGUUCUGAUCACCUUCGUGAAAAGGAUGGACUUUGGGCUGUUUUGGUCUGGCUUUCAAUCAUUGCAGCCAGAAAACAGAGUGUGGAGGAAAUUGUUCGAGACCACUGGGCCAAAUUUGGUCGCCAUUACUAUUGCAGGUUUGAUUAUGAGGGACUAGAGCCAAAAAUGACAUAUUACAUCAUGCGAGACCUGGAGGCCUUGGUCACGGACAAAUCAUUCACUGGCCAGCAGUUUGCUGUGGGGAGCCAUGUCUACGGUGUGGAAAAAACAGACAGCUUUGAAUAUGUGGACCCUGUGGAUGGCACUGUGACCAAAAAACAGGGUCUCCGGAUCAUUUUCUCAAAUGCGUCCAGGCUCAUAUUUAGGCUCAGUUCAUCCAGUGGUAUGAGAGCCACAAUCAGGAUCUAUGCAGAAAGCUAUGAGAAGGACCCAAGCAAUCAUGAUAGGGAACCACAGGCUGUGCUGAGUCCUCUCAUAGCCAUUGCCCUGAAAAUUUCCCAGAUCCAUGAGAGAACUGGCCGCCGGGGCCCAACUGUCAUCACCUGAACUAAGGAAGCUGAUCCAGGGCCACAAGAAAGUACCAGGAGGGAGAGCUGUCUUUGCUGAUGCCUUCUUGCUACCUGUUUGUGCCUUAUAUGACUUUGAAAUGAUGUUUUGUUGUUGGGGGGAGGUGGGUGGGAAAAGAAGACUUCAAUUUCAUUUCAGCCUUAGCCAGUUGCAUUGGCUUACCAAUGCAAUGGUAUAUUUAGUAAUCUGUUAAAGCUGCAAUAUCUUUUAAAAUCUUCCCUCAUAAAUAACACACAAUCAAGAAUGAAACUUCCUUCCUCUCCAUCUCUAGUUCUCAACAGUCUCAAAGAGGAAAGGAGAAUUGGAUUGAGAAACAGCUGAAAGCCAUGUUUAUUUUAUACUAAAGUACUUCAGGACAAAAAGUUUAGAAUUAAGGAUAGAGAGUAAGAGCAAUGCCAGCAUAGAGAUGAAUUUAAAGAACACAGACAACUUCGGGCAGCUCAGAAGUAGGUACCCAAGGCAGCUGGAGCUCAAUACUUUGGAGGAAGAUUCCAGUGGCUACCAUGGAGCAGAUUCCAAUAUGACUCUCCUCAUCAGACCCCAUGGAUCACUAGCUGCCCAUUCCCAGCAUUCCUUCUCUUCUUGUCUUUUUAUUUCUCUACCAAGUUUCCUCUAAAACACAUGUGCACCCUUCCAACAGAACUUAUCAGAGGGAUAUUUCUCCCCAUUUACUUUCUAAAGAAUAGUAUUUCAACCAAAAUGCUGGUUUCUUUCCAAAAUUCUCCUAAACGUAUGAAUCUGUCACUUGUUGGCUAUGUAGGGAAACUAUUCCUUGGGAAAACUUUAUGGAAAUGGACAUUUUAAUUCUCCCAAACCAUGAACACAUCCCGCAUAUUAUCACAGGAUCAUAGGACACAUGUUUAUAUUGAUUGAUCCUAGGAGGUCAAAUCCCCCAAAGUCCAUUAUCUUACCAAUUAUGCUCACCAAUGUAUACCUUUUGAGCAUACUUCACAUAGGAAGGUAUUUGUCCGUAGGUUGGUAUCACCUUCUCUUUGAUAGGAGCCAAAGGAAGCUUAGAAUUAAUACUAAAAUGUGAAAUGGAUGCUGGGAGGGAUACUUGACUCACUUUUAUACCUUGGGAUAGAAGAAGAGCCAGGGGACCCUUUUAAGAAAGAGGAAAAUAGAUAGACACAUCUUUUCUUCAGUGGGGAAAGGAUACUGCAGCUGUAGUGACAUGGCUCUGUACUCCACAAGAAACACAAACACAUUGUGCAUGAGACUUGUUUGCAUAUGUUUUGCUUUCUUGGAACAUACUCACUCUUCAACUAACCAUUUGAGAUGGCUUGGUGUAGUCUGACUGUUUGGCAGAAUCUUGUGACUGGUCAAGAUGAAUCCAAUUGGAAAAAUGUUCCAGGAAGUGAAUUUUUCCUGUUUUCUAUCUAUGCUUCUGUCAGAAAUUGCAAUGACAUUUAGUAGUAAAUAAUAAUAAAAAAAAAUGGA